GCCGGUGCCGCGGCCAUGGCGCGGGUGCUGGUGCUGGGCGCGGGGCUGACGGGCGCGGCGGGCGCGGCGCUGCUGCGCGGGGGCCCCGCGGGACAAGUGGCCGUGUGGGACAAGGCGCGGGGCGCAGGGGGCCGCAUGAGCACCACCCGCUCCGACCACGGCAGCGCCGACCUGGGCGCGCAGUUCGUCACCUGCGAGCCGGAGCUGGCGGGGCCGCGGCUCAGCUUCUACGAGGAGCUUGUCACUCAGGGCGUCCUGGAGCCGCUGACCGCUCCCGUGGAAGGAAUGGUGGUGAGAGAAGGCUCCCGCAAUUUCGUGGCCCCCCAGGGCAUCUCCUCGGUUGUCAAGUUCUAUUUGGAGCAGUCAGGUGCAGAGGUGUCCUAUGAGCAGCACGUCACUCACAUCUCCCUGCGGGAUGGCAGGUGGGAAGUCUCCAGGAAAGCUGGGCCCCCGGAGCACUUUGACGUGGUGAUUCUCACCAUGCCUGUCCCACAGAUUCUCCAGCUGCAAGGUGACAUUGGGAACAUAAUUAAUGAAAGUCAAAAGCAGCAACUGGAAUCCGUGAGCUACUCAUCCCGCUACGCCCUGGGACUGUUUUAUGAGGCUGGGACAGGGAUUGGUGUCCCCUGGGCUGCUCAGUACAUCACCGAUAAUCCCUGCAUACGCUUCAUCUCCAUCGAUAACAAGAAGCGCAAUAUAGAGUCUCCUGAAAUUGGGCCCUCAGUCGUGGUGCACACCACUGUGACCUUUGGAAGCGAGCACCUGGACUCAGACCCCGCGGAGGUGCAGCAGAUCAUUCUCAGCCACCUGCAGAGGAUUGUGCCCUCCCUGCCUAAGCCAAGCAGCAUCAAGUGCCAGAGAUGGAGAUACUCCCAGGUGGCACCUCCAGGAUCAGCCCCACGGGGCACGGAGCAGCCCCUUUGCCGAGGAGGAGGAGGAGGGAGAGUGACUGGCUUCAUUUUCAAGAAGAUCCAAGCAAAAUGUCUCCCCUGGAGGAUCCGUGAAUGCCUCGUACAGGCAAUAAAUGGAGAUUCUUCCUGACCACAAACACCACCUGUAACUUUUGCUUGUUGUAGCUGUGACCAGAUGCUGGCACUCUGUGUGCCCCUGGAAAUCAGGCACUCUCCUCUUCCCAGCCUCUCCAAGACCCUCAGCACUCUGACUCACCGUGAAGCGGAGGAGGGGAAAAAAGGAAUGGGAAGAACUCAAGGCAACUGCUCGUAGUGUUUUAUUUCUCCUGGAUGCAGUGAAAGGGAAAGAGAACUUUGGGACUGAAGACAAUAGAUAUCUAACAGUGAUGCUGAGGUGUUAUUUCUCCUUGGAUUUUUCUGUUCCUCCUUUUCAGCAAGCAGGAGUCUGUGGUUUUGGUUCAAGCCACUGUUGGGAGGAGCUCUGAAAGCCAAACAACUGAAGGUAGAAAUAAAAGGCGGAGGUGAAGGUUUCUUUGGAAACCAAAGCAAUCUCUCUAGAUUUCAGCUCUCAAAAAUUUGCCAGAGCUCAAAGCACAAGAGGUAGGUUUUUUUUUUCUGCAAGGCUGUGUCCACAAAUAUCCCAAACACACACCUGAAAGUAAAGAUCAGUGAAAGAUCAUCUCGUUCUAAACCCCUGCUGUGAACAGGAACCCCUUCCAAUAAACCAUCCAACCUGGCCUUGAGCACUGCCAGGGAUCCAGGGGCAGCCACAGCUGCUCUGGGCACCCUGUGCCAGGGCCUCAGCACCCCCACAGGGAAGGAUUUUUUUUCAAAUUUCAACUCUAAACCUCCCCUCUUCCAGUGUGAAGCUGCACCUCCUUGUCCUAUUACUACACAUUCUUGUGAAUAGUUGUGUGGUCUCUACUCCUGACAGCCCAAACCAUGAGCUGCUGAUCCUUCAGGUGUGACUUGGGUUGGCACAAACCCCUGGG
Molecule: messenger RNA, 1903 nt
Organism: Motacilla alba alba
Lineage: Eukaryota; Metazoa; Chordata; Aves; Passeriformes; Motacillidae
Gene: RNLS
Product: renalase, FAD dependent amine oxidase
Cellular component (GO): extracellular region
Molecular function (GO): oxidoreductase activity, acting on NAD(P)H
Source: RefSeq, a predicted model, not a curated record